Molecule: messenger RNA, 1577 nt
Organism: Haliotis rubra (blacklip abalone)
Lineage: Eukaryota; Metazoa; Mollusca; Gastropoda; Lepetellida; Haliotidae
Exons: 5
Coding region: 1-1047 (348 amino acids)
Source: RefSeq, a predicted model, not a curated record
AUGGACCAUGAUGAUCUGAAUCCCUGGUGGCAGGUGGACCUACAGGCCGUCUACAGGAUAUCUAGAGUUCAGAUCGUUGGUCGUUCAGACUGCUGUGCUGAAAGACUGAACGACUUCGCCAUCGAGAUGUACGUCGAAGACCCUGCUGUCACUGUGAGGAUCCUGCCCUGGUUGUGUCACUUCUACAAGGGCGUCUUCAGACCCACAACUCAAGACAUCAAGUGUGACUCUGUGGUGUCUGGGAGGUUCGUGAGGCUGUCAAGGAAGAACAUACGACAUCCUGGACAACUCUUUACAUUGUGCGAGGUAUCAGUGUACGGGCCAGACACGUAUGCAGUUGACACUGGACGAAACUUGGCUUUGAGGAAACCGGCUAAAGCCAGUUCCACUUACACAGCUUCCUAUCAAAUAUGGGCGUCAAAUGUUGUUGACGGGUCACCUUCAGGAAAUUUUAACGACCUCACAUGUCACAGCGGGGAAAAUGGUGAUCUGAAUCCCUGGUGGCAGGUGGACCUACAGGCCGUCUACAGGAUAUCAAGGGUUCAGAUCGUUGGUCGUUCAGAUUGCUGUGCAACUGAGUGGCUGCACGACUUCUCCAUCGAGAUGUACGUCGAGGACCCUGCCGUCAGUGUGAGUAUCCAGCCCUGGUUGUGUCACUUCUACAAGGGCGUCUUCAAACCCACAACUCAAGACAUCAAGUGUGACUCUGUGGUUGCUGGGAGAUUCGUGAGGCUGUCAAGGAACAACACACGAGAUCCUGAAAAGACCCUUCAGUUGUGCGAGGUAUCAGUGUACGGGCCAGAGACGUACGCAUACUUCCGUAAGACAAAUCUGUCACUGACUGACGUCAUCGUGACGACGUUGCCCCUCGGGAUCCUGCACUGUAGCGUCAUCUGUACAACCAACCCUCUCUGCAUGGCGGUCAAGGUGGUCAGCGAUGGGACACCCGCAUGUCAGCUCGUCUACAGGAGUGUCCACCGUGCCAGGGAAACUGCACUGACACUUUCGAAUUUCUUUGUCCCAACGUUCAGCCAACUGGAUGUGUAACUCCCCUACUGCAAAUGCGGGCGACAGCGACAAACUGCGACAGCUGACUUGAGCAGAAUUACAUUCUUUAAACACAGACACAGACACAGACACAGACACACACACACACACACACACACACACACACACACACACACACACACACACACACACACACACACAGAGUUAAACAAUCUAGAAGAACAUUCUGAGUAAAUGUACAAUAUACUUCAAUACAUAGUAUAUGUUAUACCUAUUCACAUUACACCGAAAGUCGAUUUGAUAUAAGUAGUAGUUUGAGUAUCUAUUUUGGUGAUUUGAAUUAUUACGGACUGAUUUUGGACUGGAAAUAAAAUAAUCGUCUAGUUUGUCUCGAGUUUUCGUCACAGCAGGAAUGACUUGGGCCUCCUGACUUUAAUGACCUUUUCUUGGCUACCAUCCAAACCCGUAUCUGGAGCAUCGAACGGUGCCAGGGUCACAUACGCGUGAUUCCUCAUACAGAUUCCACUAUUUAUAACUCAAUAUCUCAAUGUAUUUUCUGGCAAAAUAGA